AGUUCUGUGGUCUGAAAUGAAAGAGCGCUGAAGAGAAAAUUUUGUCGAACUUUUUAUCCAAGAAAUUUAUCAUUUCUGUGAAUACAGGACCAAAUUAAGAAUUGCCAAAAUCAGGGUGUUUCAGAUUGUUUUAAGCCCUUUGUAAUAAUUUCACUUCAUUGGCAUUUCUCCAAAAUAACUACGUAAUAUCUAUACGAACUCGCAGUUUUCCAUGAUGUAUCUGUUUACAUUCCCCACUACAUAGUUUCUAUUUAUAAAAUUCAUCAUUCAUUCGUGGUCCACGAGAUCGGUUCCUCUCCUCCUGUUCAGAUGUAGGUUAAAAUACACAAUCCGAAAAUAUUACCUUUUGAAGAUAUCAAAAUCGAAAAAAAAGUUCUUCUCUUUCUCCCUUUAAUAUGGGCGAAAACAAGUGCUCUGUGUGUCAAGAAAAGGCUGACUUGAAGUGCUCCGGAUGCAAGCUUGUUUGGUACUGCGGCAAAGACCAUCAGAAGAAGCACUGGAAGGAACAUAAGGGGUUAUGCAGACCGUUCAAUAUAGAGGAGGAUGAAGGAUUGGGAAAAUGCUUGGUUGCAACAAGAGAUUUGAGUCCAGGAGAUUUGAUAUUAGUCGAACAUCCCCUUGUUUAUGGUCCUAGGCCCCAUAUGGUUGAGGAAGGACCUGUACCAUGCCCAGGUUGUUGCAGGCUCAUAAUAGGAGAAAAAUCUCCAAGAUGCCCGAAUUGCGAGUUUCCUGUUUGUGAUCCAGCGUGUUCAGGUCUGGAUGAUAUGGAGAAACAUGGACAUGAAUGUAUGAUUCUAGGAUUGAGAGAUAUAAGUGCUAUCAAUGGACUCCAUGAUUUCUAUAGGCAAGAUGCCCUCUUAGCUCUUAGAUGUUUGCUGUUACAAAAACGUCAUCCUAAGAAGUAUGCACAACUUAUGGAUAUGGAAGGACAUCUUGAAAGAAGAGGAAGAGGUACGGAUGCAUAUGAUGAUGUGCAAAACAGAAUCUUCAACUAUCUCGACGAUAAUUUCUUCCGUCCAUUGAAGUGUAUGGAGAUGAAAACUGGCAAAAACAUUCUUCCAGAUACCGCCAAAGAAACCAUCCACAAAAUAUGCGGUAUAAUUGAUGUUAACGCCCUAGAGAUCAACCAAGAUGCAGAAAUAUCAGCACUCUACCCGACAGCCUAUCUUAUGGAGCACAACUGUGUGCCUAACACUUACCACUCCUUCCAGAACGUUUCGGAUGGUUACAAGAUCACCAUCAGAGCAGCUUUGCCUAUUAAAAAAGGCGACCACAUAAGUACCAUGUAUACGCAUGCUUUGUGGGGUACGCAGGCUAGAAGGGAGCAUUUGAAGGAGACAAAGUACUUCUCGUGUUCAUGUAAGAGAUGCUCCGAUCCAACUGAGCUUGGUACAUACUUCAGUGCUUUUCUUUGUAUGGGGACCAGUGAAAAAUCUUGUGAUGGUUUUCAUCAACCUAUAGAUCCUCUGGACGACAAUACAGAAUGGUCUUGCAACAAAUGCGAUGUUAAACUCACAAACAACGAAAUAGCUUUCUUGGUGAACAAAAUAGGUGAAGAAGUAGAUAACGUUCAAUUAUCAAGUCCAACAGUUAGAGAAUUGGAUGCACUUUUAACAAAAAUGUCAACUUUCUUGCAUCCCAACCAUUAUCAUUGUUAUGCCGUGAAACAUUCCUUGAUUCAACUUUAUGGAUAUCAGCAAGGAUAUAUGCCAGCUCAGUUGACUGAUGAGACUUUGACCAAAAAAGCCAAUAUGUGUAGGGAGCUACUAAAUGUCACCAAGAAGCUAGAUCCAGGUAACAGCAGAUUGCCUUUAUACACUGGUGUUAUCCUUCAUGAGCUCCAUCUGGCCAACAUGAUAGCGAUAAAAAGGAAAUGGGACGUUGGAAUGAAAACCAGAGUUAAAGGUAUAAUAACACUCUUACAAGAGUGUAACCAAUGCCUGAUUGAAGCCAAAGAAGUUCUCAGAAAUGAAUUCACAACACCACCUGGUGAAAAACUGAACAAAUUGAUAGCCACUUCAACUCAGGAGUUCAAUAGGUGGAUCGAAAGAAACAAAAUAGAUCUAAAGAAAUGAUUAAAACUAUUUAUCGAACUGUUUAUUUUGACCAUGCAUUUUCUUAUAGCUCCUAUAUCAAGAAAACAAUAAUUUGUUAAUAAUAAAACUUCGAAAGUU
Molecule: messenger RNA, 2174 nt
Organism: Harmonia axyridis
Lineage: Eukaryota; Metazoa; Arthropoda; Insecta; Coleoptera; Coccinellidae
Product: SET domain-containing protein SmydA-8-like
Exons: 7
Coding region: 396-2075 (559 amino acids)
Molecular function (GO): protein binding
Source: RefSeq, a predicted model, not a curated record